Molecule: messenger RNA, 303 nt
Organism: Octopus bimaculoides (California two-spot octopus)
Lineage: Eukaryota; Metazoa; Mollusca; Cephalopoda; Octopoda; Octopodidae
Source: RefSeq, a predicted model, not a curated record
AUGGAUUCUUAUGGAAGAAUGGUAGAUCCCAAGUGCUAUGGUUUCUAUGGCAGAUAUUCUGACAAUGAGAGAUAUUACAGUAGAUCUAUGUACAACUAUUACGGUUUCUAUGAUAACGAUAGGUUCCAUAGACACGGUUUUUUCAUGGACUUCCCAGAGAGGUUUCUGGAUAUGUCCAGAUAUCAGAUGGAUAAGAAUGGAAAGUUGAUGAACAUGCAAGGGUACAACUCCAACCCCUACUGUUAUAUGUUCAACACUUCAAGACAUGGCUACUACCCUGGCUACCGCUAUGGUCGUAAUUAG